Molecule: messenger RNA, 5233 nt
Organism: Mobula hypostoma (lesser devil ray)
Lineage: Eukaryota; Metazoa; Chordata; Chondrichthyes; Myliobatiformes; Myliobatidae
Gene: mmadhcb
Product: metabolism of cobalamin associated Db
Exons: 8
Coding region: 245-1141 (298 amino acids)
Biological process (GO): cobalamin metabolic process
Cellular component (GO): mitochondrion
Source: RefSeq, a predicted model, not a curated record
GUGAGUUUGAGCGCGACUGUCGGUGCUAUUCGGUCCCUAGGGAGAGCGGCAGAAGUGUCUUUUGUCGUUACAUCGGAACUGAGCAGGCUGGACUAGACCUCCUCGUUCCGGCGGCGAAGGCGGCCCGUGUCUGCAUGUUUGCUCCAGAUUUCCAGGACCUACAUUGACUUGUCUUCAUAAUAAAAAAAAACUCCUGUAUUUGUUUUCUGUUCUACAGAAGUAAGUGGUGCAGAAAACAAGCAAAAUGGCCAAGGUGCUUUGCACCAAAGCCAGGCUAGUUACUUACCUGCCAGAGGUUCAGACGUUGGUUAAAAGGAUUGCAACCUUUAGAACAUUUGCCACUGCUGGCUCUUCAGGGUCUGAUGAACCUUACGUUGCAGUUGUACCACUUGAUCAAGGUUUGCAGACUGUAUGGCCUGAUGAAAAGAUGGGACCAUUUGGACCUCAGGAUCAAAGAUUUCAACUACCGGGUAACAUGGGGUUCGAUUCCCAUAUUAAUGGUGUCACUAACCUGAAAAGAAUCCCAGUGCGUAAAAUGCUGCCAGAUGUGCUGACAGAGCCGUUAUCAAGUGAAAAGCACGAGUUCGUCCUUGCACAGUUUGUCAAUGAAUUUCAGGGAAAUGAAGUUGAGCCACAACCACAGCACAUCAGUGUUGCAGAAAGUUAUUUUACAAAUGCAAAGGUGGAAUGCGUCAUACAAGUAUGCCCAGAGCUGCUACGCAAAGAUUUUCAGUCUAUGUUUCCCGAGGCUCCGGCUGCUGGAUUUACCGUUCUUACUGUAACCCAAAGGAGUCUCAAUGAUAUGACUAUAUGGAAUGAAGCAGUUGAGGAGGAACGUGAACAGCUACUGGAAAAAUUCAUUAAUGGUGCCAAAGAAAUCUGCUAUGCAUUGCACUCAGAGGGUUACUGGGCUGACUUUAUUGAUCCAUCUUCAGGACUUGCUUAUUUUGGACCCUACACAAAUAAUACACUGUUUGAAACGGAUGAGCGCUAUCAGCAUCUGGGUUUCCGCAUUGACGACCUUGGCUGUUGUAAGGUUAUUCACCAUCUGCUCUGGGGGACACAUGUAUUCGUUGGAAGCCUUUUCACAAACGCACCCACAGAUUGCCUUGUUAUGAAAAAAUUACAAGGGAACAAAUAGCCUUGACGUGAGACAUUGUUUCCCUACUGACAAGAAAUCAAAACCAAGUUUGAAAACUAUUUUAAUAAUGCAUUUAAGUGCUCAUGCACUUUAACAGGAAAACUAUAAGAUGUUAAAUAUAUUGGUGAUAUUUAUUUUAGUUUAUAUUUAAUGACAUUGUAAAAGACUGUGAUCAUGAGAAAUGUCUCUGGGAUAUGCACAUUUGCAUUCAAUAUAAAGAAAAUAUCACUAAAGAAUCCAGUCUCAGCAGUUUUCCAAAUGUAUUUUGAACACAUUAUUGAUCCUGUGUUCUGUGGUUUGACCCAGUUCCAUUGUGGCAGCUUAUUAGGUUUCUUAAAGCCAGCAUCAUUCUACAUUUCCUAAAACUUCGGUAUGGGUGCUACUCUGUUUUCAUAAAAACAUCUGGCUUUCCACUAUUACUUCUUGUGACUUACAGUACUGUUCAAAAGGCUUGGACAUACAUAUGCCAUUGUCCACAGCACUACAUAGGAAAGAUACGAUGUACUGGAGAGACCUUGCACAGUACUGUAUUGUCAAUGUGGAGCAGAGGGUGAGUUCGUAAAUCUGGUGGGAGCAAUGGAUGUUGGGAAUGGUGAGGGUGGAGCUCGCGGGAGGUGUUUCAGACAGAUGGCAGAGAAGGAGUGCCAGGGAAAGGGGGGGAUUGGCGUGGGUACUGUUAUGUGCCAGCAGCAAUAGACCACAGACUCAGCUUUUAAUAUUAAUCAGCUAUAUUUUCAGUAUCUACCCAAAUUAGAUUAGAUUAUGAGGACACGCAGUCCUCUUUUAUUGUCAUUUAGUAAUGCAUGCAUUAAGAAAUGAUACAAUAUUCCUCCAGUGUGAUAUCACAGAAACUCAGAACAGUCCAAGACUGAAAAACUGACAAAAAAAAACACAUAAUUAUAACGUAUAAUUGCAACAGUGCAACCAAUACCGUAACUUGAUGAAGAACAGGCCGUGAGCACGGUAAAAAAGUUCAAAGUCUCUCAAAAGUCCCACAUCUCUCGCAGACGGGAGAAGGAAGAAAACUCUCCCUGCCAUACCCGACCACAGUCCGACUCUGAGUCAUCCGAAAAUGUCGAGCUCCGAGCACCAUCUCUGCCGAACGCUUCGACCCCAGCCCCAGUCGCCAGCAGCAGGCAAAGCCGUAGAUUUUGGGGCCUUCCCUCCGGAGAAUCUCGAUCGCACAGUAGCAGCGGCAGCGCACUGGGCACUCCAGAUGUUAUCCAUGCUCUCACAGCUGUCUCCAUCAAAUCAGAAUUGUGCACGGCCUCUAUUUAACAAAUACGGUAUCAUUAAUACGGACAAUUAAACAAAUUACUCCCCUAAACAAAAAUUAAGUGCUAUGCAUUUGUAGCUCACAAACGGUGUCAGGUUUGGGAACAGUUCUUCUUAAAUCUUACUGAAACACGGUCCCAGAAAUGGCAAUCCAGAUGAUUCCAGAAAUCCAUGGAAACAGGUGAGGGAAAGAAACUUGUAAAUCCACACUAAGAUAACACGAAGUGGCGAUCAGGGAAAAUUCCAGAGGAUUCACGCUGGGAAAACAAUAGCAAUCACAGCAGAUUCCAGACGUUGAGUAGUGUUCCAAAAUCCUCCUAGGGAUAUCACAAGGUGACAGUCACGGAAUAUUCCUUAACACAAGUUGUCGCCACCUAACACACCCAAAUCCAUGUAUGAGUUAACAAAAACUGCUUGCCACAGGAAUACUCCAGAAAUCCAAGUAUGGAUCAUGUAAAGUGAGAGUCACGUAUCCAAUAUGCACUGUGUGCCGCUAAUUAUCACAAUCCUCUGGACAUAGAGGAGGAGUAGACUUGUCCGCUGCUGUAGCAAACUCUUCAACUAUCUCCACCUAGCUCGCUCUCCUGCUGGUACCUUGCAGUCCGCUGUUCCUUAACUGCCAAAUGUUCCAGCAACCUCUCUACAUUUUGUUAAUGACGUCAUCCACCCACCUCAUCCAAGCACCCAAAAUGACGUUUACGAGGUUAAAAAAAUCAUUGACGUGUAACAGUACAGACACACCCAGCCCUGAGACACCGGGUAAGGUCAUAUGAUUCCAAACAGUUGAACAGUUGGUUUAUUAAUCAUUACAGAAUGUUUUUCUGGUGCCUCCCUCUCCCUUCCCCUUUGCCCAACCAUAAUUUCCCCCUCCCCCUGCCCCCUUCCCACUGUCAGUCCACAAGAGAGACCCAUAUCAGAAUUGGGUUGAUCAUUCAUAUAUGUCAUGAUUUUUUAUAAGUACGAGGGGUGAUUGAUAAGUUCAUAGCCUAAGGUAGAAGCAGUCAAUUUUAGAAAACCUAGCACAUUUAUUUUUCAACAUUGCCCCCUCCUAGAUGUACACACUUAGUCCAGCAGUCGUGGAGCUUACGGAUCCCUUCCUUGUAGAGGUGGUCCACAGCAGGGGUGAUUGAUAAGUUCGUGGCCUAAGGUAGAAGGAGAGGAGUUAUUGACUUCAAACUUUCUGCAUUAUCACUCAAAGAGUGCAUGUAACGAGAGCGUCUUGGACCUCCAGAAAGUGAUAAGAUUGAUAAGUUCGUGACCUAAGGUAGAAGGAGAUGAGUUAUACUGCUGUCAUUACAUGCACGUGCAGUUCAACUCUUUGAGUGAAAAUGCAGAAAGUUUGAAGUUAAUAACUCCACCUCCUUCUACCUUAGGUCACGAACUUAUCAAUCACCCCUGCUGUGGACCACUUUCUGGAGGUCCAAAAUGCCGACUUCUACAAAGAAGGGAUCUGUAUGCUCCAUGAUGGCUGGACUAAGUGUGUAAAUGUAGGAAAAAUAACUCCGCUAGGUUUUCUAAAAUUGACUCCGUCUACCCUAGGCCAUGAACUUAUCAAUCACCCCUCCUGUAUUAUGACUUGUGCACCAUGCUGUAAUUUAUCCUAAAGUUGUUUAAAGUUUGGGAUUUUUUUCUCUCUACUUGACAAAAAUCCAUUUAGAAACAACAUAAUCAAGAUUGGAUACUUUCUUGAUUGUAGAAUAAAUGCUGUCAAAGAAAUGACUUGUUUGGGGAAAGUGCUGAUGGUCCUUGUGGCUUUGCCUGAAGGGUUACAUGCAGCUUUACUUUAGCAUCACUUGUGACUCCCAGCUCUGCGACAUGUUAUGGGGUCAUAUAGGAGUAAAAGAGGCCAUUCAGCUUAUCACUACAUGGUGACACCCGGACAACAAAUCUGUAUUAAUCCCUUUUUCCAGCCCUUGGCCCAAAACCACCUCUAGCUGAGUGAUUCAAGUGCUUGUCUAGACACUUAUUAAUGUUGUCAGUGAGUCUGUUUCUACUAUUCUCUCAGCCAUUUAUUCAGAUACUCCCUACACUUUGGGGGAAAAGAGGUUCCCCUCAGAUCUUCUCGAAAUUUUUGUCCCCCAGCAUAAAUCUGUUCCUCUAGAUUUAUCCAAUUUUGAUGUGGGUAGAGGUUUCCUACAGUCUAUACCUUUAAUUUUUAUACCUCUAUCAAGUCCCUCUUACCCUCCUCUGUUGCAGGGAGAAUGAACAUAGCCUCUCCGGUCUCUCCUCAGAAUUGAGGAAACAUCAUGAUGAAUCUCAUCUCGUCUCCUCUCCAGUGCAUCAUAACUUUCCCAUGUAGUUAGUGUUGUGGACAAUGGCUUCAUAGCUGUAAAGCAAGUUAACCAUCUCACAUAAUAUGGCAUAAAACACAGAAAAACACUUGCAGGUUUGCUCGUGAAAAGUUUAAAUGCAAAGUAAAUGAAUUAUUGCCACUAUGCAUGUUCUAUAAACUCUUAAUUUCAGUGUGAUUGACAACAGCAUUCUCACUGGGUGGCUGUGGUAGUCACUUGCAUCAAUCCUCAGGAAACAAGCCAACAUUUUCAUGAGUAUUGUGCUGAGGGGCAUUGACAUCAAAAUAGUAACUUCACCAAGUUUCACUCACUGUGUAAUAUGAUCAAGACCCUUCGUGUUUUACAAGAAUUUUGCUGACAACGGAUUGAAGGUUAUCUAAUUUCAUAGCAUUAAAUAUUAUUGACACAAUGCUAUUUUAUUGGAUUAUUUGAUGACACAAGAACAAUAAGCAUUUGCUACUCUUUUCAUAUGUAGUUAAAUCUUGACAAAUUAAUUUUGCCCAGCUAUCAACAAGGAUGAUUCAGA